Molecule: messenger RNA, 2014 nt
Organism: Nothobranchius furzeri (turquoise killifish)
Lineage: Eukaryota; Metazoa; Chordata; Actinopteri; Cyprinodontiformes; Nothobranchiidae
Gene: tcp11l2
Product: t-complex 11, testis-specific-like 2
Biological process (GO): signal transduction
Source: RefSeq, a predicted model, not a curated record
AAAUUUUCACAAAAAAAAUUAUUUAGUUAUUUUGAUUCUUCCAUUUUGAAAGUAAUGACGCAAUUAAGUAUUUUUCUAUCUGCUUAUUUGGUAGUUAAAACCCACAUGUGAGAUGGUUUAGCCCAUUUGGCCUCACAUAUCCAGGGCAUUUAACAACCGAGUUGAGUACACGAAACGGGACGUCGUCGAUAAAGAGUUAUUGUCGGCGUGCGUCUCCCGUUCCGAAGGCGCUAAUAAGCUCUAAUCAAAGAUGCCUCUGAACGAUGAGCGACCUUCCUCCACAUCCAGCAGUGAAGAUCAAACCAGCGAUGGGGAAUCGUCGUCCGAGUGCCGUGAGAGCAUGGCGACGGCCAGUGACCUCGAAUCCCUGCGUGACAGCUUCAAUAGUGACAUUUCCAGCAAGCAUUGCACUCCUUCCUCAAGCCCACCUGAAACUUUGACUCUAGACGAAGUCAUGGAGGCUGGAAGAGAUUUGUUCAAUCUCAAACUGUCACAUGACAUCGUUAUGAACCGCGAAUUCCAACCGCAUCCAAAUCUCAAGGCGAAGAACAGUAUAUGGAAUGCGGUGAAAGAAAAUGUCCAAAAGGCCUUCUGGGACAUCCUGCAGGUUGAGCUGAACGACGACCCGCCUGAGUAUAAACACGCCAUUAAAUUACUGGAGGAGAUCAGAGAGAUCCUGCUGUCAUUCCUUAAUCCGGGUGCCAAUCGGAUGCGAACCCAGAUCAUGGAGGUGCUGGACAUGGACCUGAUAAACCAGCAGGCUGACAACAAUGCUGUAGACAUCUGCGGACUUGCUUCGUACGUCGUUACCACCAUGGGUAAGCUGUGUUCCCCGGAAAGGGAUGGCGACAUCAAGAAGCUCCAAGAACUAAACACAGAAAACAUCGUGACUCUCUUCAGGGAGAUACUACAUGUUCUGGACUUGAUGAGAGCAGACAUGGUCAACUUUGCAAUUCGAAGCAUAAGACCUGUGCUGCAGGUGAUUGGUGCUGAAUACGAGAGGGAAAAGUUUCAAAAUGUCCUGGACAAAACUCCCAAUGCUUUAAACAUCACCACCUCCUGGAUCCAAGCAGCUAUCGAAGAGCUUCUGUCGGUCAGAAAACCUGCUGAAUUAUCGAAUGAUCCGGAGAAAAUAUUGCAAGGCCUGCCUGGACCUUCUCAGAUCUUCAAUACGGCCUUCCUUCGUCUCCUCACGUGGGACUUCUCCAAGAGCUCCGUGCCUGAGACUUGGGUGGUGGAUGAGACCCAACUAGAGGAGAUUCAGAGGCAGCUGAAGCAGGCUGUGGCUGUGAACACGGUGCUGCUCAUUGUGUUCAGUACCAUUGGUGAUCCGAUCCAGGGUCUCUCUGUCCUGUCUGACCGCUUGAAGAGGAUGAUCACUGUGCUGCUGAACGGGAUGCACAAACCGAACUUUAACUUAAAGGAAACACUAGAGGGCACCAGUGUACAGAUUUGCUGCGAACUCAACAAGUCUCUGAGGGAGAGGGACUACCCAGCGCUGACCCCAGAGCAGCAGGCCACACUGACGGGACAGAUAUGCAGCAUCGGACAGAAGGACAACCCUGUUCGCACCCUUGUUGAGGAUCGUGUCCACCAGUACUUCAUGGGGCUCCUCUCUGACCCCAGACCCGAGGUCAAACUUCAAGAGGCACCAGCGGGCUUGGCUGCCAUCCAACCAGAACUAGGUGUGAUUGGGAAAGCCUUCAUCACUCUGGUCAACUACAACAGGGCUGUCUACGCACCUUUCUACAUGGAAAUCAUGAAGAAGCUGCUAUUCUUCAGUGAUCCACCAGCAACAAGCUUUCCCCAGGAACCAGCUCAGGGAUCCAUUCCUCAUGACUGACACAGAAGUUUCUCGUGGAGUUGAAGAAUAUUUCUUUGCUGUCAUAUGUGGCUGAUUCUGAUUUGAUGUUGGUGUUGGGAGGGCUUGUCGAGAAAGGAAAAUUCUAAAAUGAGAGAAAGUUUAUUAAAUAAAUGUAUGAAGUCCUAAAAGUGUUUAAAGGAGAGGCAUUCU